CAUACACUCGGUACAGUACUUGCACCCUGUUGUCAGGGUCAAGGGGGUUUCUCCUGUGACUUGAGAAACUCUAUACGAGGUCUUGCCCCGCGGUAGCAGCUAUCAUGGCUAGGCUGUUGGCUCAGCCCUGCUCGUAUUCGCUAGGCCGAACCACACAUUGGAUGGUGGCCAGCAAGUCCACACCAAUAUACAUGCUCCAGGUAGAAUUAUUGGUGAUCGAUGGCGAUCCUUGAGAUUAGAAGCUUCAAGGCCGAAUUCAUAUGACAGCAAAUACGGCAUAGAAUGUCUGCCUUGUUUCUAGAAAUCGAUCCGGUUCGGCAAGGAGAAAUGGCUUGAACCAAAUAAAAGAAUGGUGCCCACUACCAGUCAAUGAGUGGCUACCACGUACAAACAUGAUUGUUACUGUCAUUGGGCACUGUAUUAAGGCUUGUAUUUGGUCUGAACCUCAAUAUGACUCCUUCCACUUUCCUAUCUCGGCCAUCUCGUUUUCGCUAAUAUGCUACAUUGGUAGUUCCUCCGAGGCAUGCGUUCGUAUAUAUACAAGCCUGUUUUCACAAGAUCAUUUUCAAUAAUUUAUAACAUGCUUGUUGUUUCUUAUUGCUUUUAAGCGUUGUCAAUCAUUUGUGAAUUAUAUCUCACUAUCCGAAUUUAUACACUCUCAUUAGCUAUAAGAAUGAUCGAGAAAAGGUCGCCUUACCAGGAGGGGAGUCUCUGGUACUAUGCACCUAAUAAAGGCGCACCGAUCGCUUUUGCGAUCCUGUUCACCAUGUCCGGUAUUAUACAUGGCUAUCAAUGCUUCAAAUACAAGUCAUGGAAAGUGACGGGACUACUUCCUUGGUCUGCUUUGCUGUUCACUCUAGGAUUCGUGAUGCGCACUAUUGGGGCCUUCGGGCACUGGGACAACCUGGGCGUUUUUAUCUCGAGCACUGUCUUCCUUUUAGCUGGGCCACCUGUCUAUGAGGGGGCUAACUUCUUCACUCUGGGCCGUAUCCUUUACUAUAUCCCGUAUCAUUCUCCAAUGCACCCAGGCCGUGUAUUCAGCACAUUUAUUGCCAUGGGUGUCGUGAUCGAGGUGAUAACCGCCAAUGGAGCAUCAUUGGUUGCUAACACAAGCAACCCCGAGAGUACACAGAACACAGGCAAGGCAUUGCUCAAAGCUGCCCUGAUUCUACAAAUCGCAUUGAUGGUAGGAUUUGUUGCUCUGGCUACCAAAUUUUACUACAACUGCCAUCGCGGCGGUGUUCUCAACAAAAAAGUUAAGAGGGCGCUUUAUGUGCUAUAUUGCAGUUGCACACUGAUCACCAUCCGUACCAUCUUUCGAACUGUCGAGUACUUCACAGCUGCAAGCCUGAAUACCAGCAAUAUCGAUAAAAUAAGCCCCAUAAUCAAGGAUGAAUGGUUCUUCUGGGUUUUCGAGACAGUCAUCAUGUUUUCCAACACUACGCUUCUCAAUGUCUUUCAUCCCAUGCGGUGGCUUCCACAAUCGAACAGAAUCUAUCUCGCAACGGAUGGCGUGACUGAGGUGGAGGGGCCAGGCUAUGAGGAUCCUCGGCAUUUCCUACUCACCUUGUUUGAUCCUUUUGAUAUAGUUGGUAUGAUCACAAAGAAGGGAAAGAAGGAGAAGUUUUGGGAAGUUGACCAUCAGCCAUCGGCUAGUGUUUGAGGUGUGAGGACGCGCUUGGUGGUUUAUGUUUUGUUUCAGUUUUGAUCCUCUUUGUUUUUCUAUAUCGCGCAAUAUAUACCAUUCUGUAUAGAGACUUAUUUAUAGUUAUGAACAUUAUAGAUAUGAGUAGUUCAAACACUACUUGGUAUAAUACAGUGAAUUUGGAGCCUUGUGGUAUA
Molecule: messenger RNA, 1842 nt
Organism: Aspergillus alliaceus
Lineage: Eukaryota; Fungi; Ascomycota; Eurotiomycetes; Eurotiales; Aspergillaceae
Product: putative RTA1 domain protein
Exons: 4
Coding region: 674-1663 (329 amino acids)
Cellular component (GO): membrane
Source: RefSeq, a predicted model, not a curated record